Molecule: messenger RNA, 670 nt
Organism: Sphaeroforma arctica JP610
Lineage: Eukaryota; Ichthyosporea; Ichthyophonida
Exons: 5
Coding region: 145-576 (143 amino acids)
Source: RefSeq, a predicted model, not a curated record
CGACCACUUCAAUAGCGUUUCCUUCUGCCUGAACACUCACACAGAAAGGCCAACUGUCCAAAUGUAGCAAGUGCAAGUUGGCGUGGUACUGCUCCCAGAGCUGCCAGAAAACGGACUGACUGGAAGGCGCACAAGAAGACCUGCAUGACCCCAGAGGACCGUGAGGAGGCCAUGCGGCGUGCACGCAAGCCCAAUCCGAGGUAUCCCUUACCAGCCGAACAGGUGAAUCCGAUAUUAGCUCAGAGUCAGAUUUGCCAACAGGAGGCGUAUAGUGCGAUGUUACAGGCUGUACUGAAAGGCAACUUCUGCGUUGACGACGACAGGACGCGCUUCAGAAAAGCCACAGAUUUCGACACCAUGGACAGAUACACGUGUAUAUUCAACAAGUCUACAGUGGCAAAACACGCACCGCACAUGCCUCCUUCGUGGAGAGGCUUGGAGAGUGAAACACACAGCACCACAGGACGCAUCACCUGCUCACUCUACGAGUCGCUGUGCUACUAUGUUGAGGAAGACAACUUUGUGGCGCAGGGGUUACACGGCAUAGCUGCACAGGAGGAUGGGCUGUUGUUUUGAGCUCGUGUGCAUCUUCAAGGAGUUCGGUACCUGCUUGCCCUUCAAUGGUGGCGGCUGUGUGUGCUACAGAGAGCGGCCGCGCCCAGUGAAGUGG